GUGUAGUAAGGCUGUGACCCGAGCUGUUGUUGAGGUGGCUGUGGGCUGCGCUGCUGCUGUGGCGGUCUAGAUGCGCUGUUUUGUGUCAUAGAGCCACGUGGCUGGAACGACUGAGGUGGUCUAUAGUUCUGGUGUUGAGGGUUGAAUGGCUGAGCAUUGAGCCUCAAACUGUCAGAAUUGCGUGUGUUGUUGUUAGGACCACUUUGCUGCUUCUGAGCUUUCGCUGGCUGAGACUGUUGUGGUGGCUGCGUAGAUGCGCCCCCGCCCGUAAAGAAUGCGUGUGGAUUGAACUCCUUCUUCUGUUUAGCUGUUAUAGUGUAAGUUGGCGUAUCAAAAAUCUUUUAAAAAACACACAAGGCGCAGAUUUCUCUGUCUUAUCAGACUUGUCAGUCUUGUCAGCCUUCUCAGCCUCUGCUGGCUUCGUCUCCUUCGGCUUCGUUGGUGGCUGCUUCUCAGAGAUGGCCAUCUCUCGUUGCUGCUGCUUAGCUUUGGCAGCAGCCGCAUAGUUGAACUUUGGUUGUUGUGACAUUCCCAACUAACCAGAUAACCGUCUUAUAUUUUUAUUAGUUGGUCGCCGUGAAGAACGCUUGUUUGACCGUCUUAUCCAAAAUAAAAAAUUCAGAGAUGCACCCGAUAGAAGAACUCAAACAAGAGAUAGACAAGCGAGGACUGAUAGUACAGGCCAUAGUCGGUGAUCGCUACAAGCAGGUCUUGAAUGUCAGCCAAUCUGUCGUGCAUCUCGAUAAGAGCAUAGAAGAGAUACAGAAUACGAUAGAUGAUAUACGCAGCCUCAGUAGUAGAGAUACUCCGGUCAACAGCUUACCAUCUACCCACAUCGAUCCCAUACCCGCUUUGGUGAAAUUAGUGCACGAUUCAACGGAAAAUAUUUGGCGUCUUAUCGAGAAUGAACAGCAUCUACACGCCGCCUGGCUGUAUUCGCUGGCUAAGAUAACACACAUGCAGCUAUCAAGCACUUAUCCCGACACACUCAACCAACUCGUCAUAUUAAAGUCGCAGCACGAGUCAACACUCCAGCUGAAACCGCAGAUCGUUUUGAAAGCCGUCAUUUCUCUUAUCAAGCAAUCGAUAACGUUUGAUGAUGCUAGAUCUACACUCACAGCUCUUAUCCUCUUAGACAGCCCAUCUUAUGGUCAAUCUCUCGAUAAACUACUCACUCAGCGCACUACUGCUCUCACACAUAUACAGAAUAACCCAUCAGUUGAGCUCAUCAUCAGUCAAUCCUUACAACUCAUCAACGAGACACAUGAACUCGUUCAUAAGCUCUAUAUUCAAGAUGAACUUAGUCGAUAUAUAGGUCAGUGCAGUGGUAACACCGCUGACAUAACUACAAACACCCUCAUUAAUCAGCUGUCUGGUUCUGAAAUUAUUAUACAUAGAAUACCCAACCAGUUGCUCAACUACACGCCAUAUUUUGCACCCUUUGACAAGAUCCCAAAUGAGCAGGUCAACCAGACACUUGAUAAGUGGAUAGCAAGCAGCCUCGACUCCCUGAAGAGUGUUCUGGAUGCUCAGAAUGGUUUAUUAGCUGAUAUUAAUAACAUUUCUGAUUUGUGUCCACUUAGAGCGAUAGUUGAAAUCACCAACAUAGAGCACGUGAAAAACUUCUUUGUUUCUGCUUUAGAAGAACGCUGUCAGGUUAUUUGGAAAGACCUUCACAAUGACUACCUCGAAACCACUCAGACUAAAGUUAAUAAAGCCAUGAAUACCGUCACAAACAUCCCUAAUGCUAAAAACGACCCGAUCAAAAAUCUGCUUGCGCCCUUACCUGAAAAUUUAGAUACCACUACACUCUACACGGAACAUGUACCAAUCGUUAGCGAAAUGCUAACAGUAAUUAAGAACCAAUCGACUCACAUUCACGAUCAAAUUUACGAUUUCUUAUGGGCGCCAAAUACGGCGCUUCAGUCCAAAAAUUUGCUCAACACCUAUCACGAAUAUGCCAAUGGCACGCUUACGAGAUUCCUACAUAACCUAGACAGUACAUUUGACAAAGUAUUGCAAAAUGCAAAUACGACCCAACGCAAACGACAACUUAUGGUAUUCCGUCAUCUCCUUGAAGCGCUUCAAAAAGAGGAGACAAUAGCAAGGAAUAUAAUGCUUAAUGAAGAAACACAACAGCCUGUUUAUAUGGAUGUCAUAAAACGUGUUAAUGAGAAGUGGGCGACAGACGUAGUUAAUGAUAAAGUAGAAGAUGACAGCUUUGUAUGGUCAACAAGUGAGCUCGAUGCGGAUGAGACGCGUUGGAGUAAUUCUUCAGGCGGUAGCAAGAUUCCAGAAGGACCUUCACGACAAUUGAUUGACCUCUUGAGCGGGAUAGCACAUGAUGUCGAGAACAUAUCCUUACAUUUACAAGAUAACAAGGAAUUACUAAAGAGCAUGCUCUCACAACUCUGGGAGAGGAUGUCGAGAGUAUUUGACAAGGAGGAAACUGACGAACGAGCAAAAGUUCGCAAAAGCUUUGACAUUGCAUUCCUAAAUGUCUUAUGUGGUCAUAGCGGAAUGGAGGUCGAAAUGAAGGGUGAUCACACUGAAGAACUACGUGCGGCAGCGUUUGAAGCACUUAAGAAGUAUCAAGUCAUACUGGGUGCACUUAUCAACGCUCCUGGCAUACCUGCUGCGGGUGCUGGUGCGACAGGACGCUUAAACCCGCUCCUGAGGCUAGGGCAACCAGCCAAGAAG
Wallemia mellicola CBS 633.66 is the source of this 2700-nucleotide messenger RNA. RefSeq lists its product as hypothetical. Gene Ontology annotation, biological process: intra-Golgi vesicle-mediated transport. The record is from RefSeq and is a predicted model, not a curated record. Lineage: Eukaryota; Fungi; Basidiomycota; Wallemiomycetes; Wallemiales; Wallemiaceae. Gene Ontology annotation, cellular component: Golgi apparatus; COG complex. The annotation marks the transcript as partial. The transcript is spliced from 2 exons.